Phycodurus eques (leafy seadragon) is the source of this 1604-nucleotide messenger RNA. RefSeq lists its product as uncharacterized. NCBI's taxonomy places the organism in Eukaryota, Metazoa, Chordata, Actinopteri, Syngnathiformes, Syngnathidae. The transcript is spliced from 5 exons. The coding region runs from base 153 to 1415 and encodes 420 amino acids. The record is from RefSeq and is a predicted model, not a curated record.
GGGCAACUAGCAGAAACGAAACUUAAGGAAGCAGGAAGUGAAAUUGUGCCUGUGUCGCCCCCCCAUACGCACGCACGCCCACUCACACACUCGUGGUGAACACAACCUCAGAGAAGGCAGACGUUCCACAGAGGCAGCGAGGGACCAUCAAGAUGAAGAUGGGGACGGUGAAAAGAACUGCUUCGUCGUCCACCUUGAUGGUGGUGGUGGUGGUGAUGAUGAUGAUGGGCGUCAUGGAAACGUCCGGACAAGAACUCGGGGAUAUGUGGACCACAGCUGCACCGCCGGAUUUAAACGGGAGGAUGAUCACCUUGUUUUCUAAUGGUGGAGGAGUAGCAGGAGGAGUGUCCUUCUACCCGCCUUACUUCUCUUUCCGCCGGAACAACGCUUGGAAGUACCAGACCGGGAACUACCCGACCAGGGCCUACCCGACCGGGGCCUACCCGACCGGGAACUACCCGACCAGGGCCUACCCGACCAGGGACUACCCGACCGGGGCCUACCCGACCGGGGCCUACCCGACCGGGGACUACCCGACCGGGAACUACCCGACCAGGGCCUACCCGACCAGGGACUACCCGACCAGGGCCUACCCGACCAGGGCCUACCCGACCAGGGCCUACCCGACCAGGCAGUACCCGACCAGGGCCUACCCGACCAGGGAGUACCCGACCGGGGCCUACCCGACCGGGGCCUACCCGACCGGGGCCUACCCGACCAGGGCCUACCCGACCAGGAACUACCCAAGCUGGUCCUACCCACCCAGUUAUACGGCCUCGUCCAACCCCGGCUGGACUACAGAGGCCCCGACUACAGGUGUGACGGUGUGUCUGCGCUACCUGUUCGACGUUGAGACGUCGUCGCCCCGCAUCUUCACCGUCAGCCCGUCCAGCCCGGCCGCCUUUACGCUGUCCUCGGAGUACGACGGCAGCUACCGGCUGAGCUGGAGCUCGUCCUACUGGAGCUUGAGGCUGAAGGCCAACGUGAGGAUGUGGCCCGGCAUCAGGGACGACCUUUGGACCAGACUCUGCCUCACCGUGGACACCGUCCCUGGGGUCGUUCAGGUCUUCAGCGGAGCCUACAUGAGCGUCAGGAAGAUGGCGCCCAACAAGUACGUUUGGUCAGGUGAGCCCGUGAUCGACAUGACGGGCAUGGACGGUCAGGUGACGGACCUGCAGAUGUGGGAUUACCCGCUUUCGUACAACACCAUCCUCAACUACAUGACCCGGCCCGGCUACGGCUGGCCCACAGGCUCGGUUCUGACGUGGUCCAACAUCAGGUACUCGCUGAGAGGGCGCACCCUGGUGGAGGAGGCCUACCAGCACAGGCAGGCGGCUAAAAGCCACAAAAGCCAGAAGAGAAGUUGGAAGAACAAAAAGGAGGCGAAAGAACAGGGAAUAAAAUCAUUUGAAUGAUUAUUCGCCCUUAUUUUGACCCCUCGAUGGCAAUGAAAGUGUGUCAAUAAUUUCCACAACAAUGUGCCAACAUCUAAAAAACUAACACCCGAUUGAUUUGUUUCGCCUCAUCUUUUUACAAUGCUAUAUCAUCUUUUAUACACUUUUGUUAUCACAUAAUGGUAGAGAAUAAACACAUGGCAUAAGAAA